Molecule: messenger RNA, 4141 nt
Organism: Liolophura sinensis
Lineage: Eukaryota; Metazoa; Mollusca; Polyplacophora; Chitonida; Chitonidae
Product: mitogen-activated protein kinase 4-like
Exons: 4
Coding region: 1535-3775 (746 amino acids)
Biological process (GO): protein phosphorylation
Molecular function (GO): ATP binding; MAP kinase activity
Source: RefSeq, a predicted model, not a curated record
AGUCAUAAUUCCUGAACAAAUGGCAUUUUUCUCCAUGGUGCUAUUUGUAUUAAUGUAGUGAAAAUCACAAAAAUAAAAUAAAUCAAAAAAAUAUGUGAAGUAAAGAUAAAAAAUUUUCUUCUUGUUGUAUAGGUCUUAAGUUAAUAGACUGGCUGCUAUGGAGUACUUUAAAAAAGUUUUUUUCCCUUUAAGAAAUAAAUUUCAUGUGAUACUUAUGCAGUAUCUGCAUGCAAGCCAUAUAUUUAUGGGAAAAUUUCCAUUUUUUAUUAUCAGUGGAGGAGCUCCAUGGUGACAUGGUAUAUUUAAACUAUGUCUUAAACUAGAUCUAAACUGGUCUUGAAUGGCAACAUACCCAUUUCCAGCGAUGACAACAUCUUGAAGGUCGAAGGGACCGCGGACACCUAGCAAUUAUUACAAGGACACUAAAAGCCCCAUGCCUUUCAUAAAUCCUGGCUAGGCAUCUGUCAUAUUGUAGAAAAGAAGUUGUCAUUGUUUUAUUCUUGACUGACAUUUAAAAGCACAGAAAACACUAAUGUGAAGUAUAUAUCUGAUUAACGACCAUUCUAAAAGCAAUAUCCAGAAAAAUACAUUUUUCGAAUUUUUUUCAACCUGGUUUUUUGCCACCAGGCACACACAGACUGCUAGCUUUCAUCAUUCAAAAGGAAUGAACACUGAAAAUCAACUAUUUACGGCAUUCAGUAUGGAUAUGACGCCACUGAUACCUCUGAAUCAAUACAGACCACAACAGAAUUUGAUGUUUAAAAAUUAUUUUACUUUGUUGGAUAAAUUUUGAAGCAAUAAAUCAAACUAUUUUCCUGUACAGUGUUUAAUAGUUUUUCAUCAGAUGUGUUGUUCACACUCUUCAGGAGAAACAAAACAGGAGAUUUGUGAAUGAAAUUCAAAGACCAUCACAAGUACAAUUAUGUUUAAGAUAAAAAUUUACAAAUAGAUACAAUUUGAUGAUACCACUGAUACUAAGGACUUGUGAUAGUCCUAAAAGUGAUCCUAAGUGAUCCUAAAAUGGCUGAUAUUCAAGGUGGAAUUUCACCACAUGGACUACUACUUCAAACUUUUAAACUAUUUCUACAGAUAUAGUACAACUUGCUCUCCAAAUCUCUUUAUCUAACUUUAAAAAUUCUUUAUAGGUAAAGCUGUGGGGCACACAUAUACAGUAUCAAUGGUGAAUAGUUAUGCAGGCUAUUAAAUCUCCAUCAGCUAAGCAUGGUCAGAAGUGAAACCACCAAGGGAUUCAUAUUUGGACAUUAUACAUGAUGGUGUACAUGGACUUGAAGACCCGUGUCUCCUAUACCUGGUCUAAUUUUGGUUACAGGAAAUAAUGUGGGACCCACUUUAAAUUUGUUAGUUUGAAAUUUUAAUACAUACGUGUAGUCACCAUAUAUGACUCAUACUUUUAAAGUUGACCUUUUUUUUUUCAGGUAAGGAUACAAAUUCAGUUACCAUGUUUCGGUCUAAGUCGUCCUGGCCUUGAUCAUAUAGAGACUGUUAGUGAUAGUGUGAUACCUGAUCAAAAAACAUGGAGACCAAACCUGACCUGCAGGUCCAAGUGUCCAACACAGAAACCAUGGAAAAUUCUGCUGUAAUCAAGAAUGUCUACGGUUUUAGUGUGGACCCAAGGUUCACAGAUCUAGUGCCAAUCGGUCAAGGAGGGAAUGGCAUGGUAUUCUCUGCAGUAGACAGCGACUGUGAGAAAAACGUGGCCAUCAAGAAGAUUUCCUUCUGUGACCAGCCGAGUUGUCGAUAUGCUCUAAGAGAGUUGAGGGUUGUCCGUCAGCUACAGCACGAGAAUGUGGUAGCUGUUUAUGAAAUCCUUGGUCCAAAUGGUUACUCGCUCGAUGGCAAGCACACGGUGACAACCGAAUCAAGUUCCUUCAACUCGAUCUAUAUCGUUCAAGAGCAUAUGGAUGUGUCACUAUCUCAGCUGAUCCAGUCUUGUCAGCUGAGUCGCGAACACGUCAAGUUCUUCCUGUAUCAGCUGUUACGUGGCUUGAAGUACAUCCACUCAGCCAACCUGAUUCACCGUGAUAUUAAACCACCUAACAUCCUCCUCAGUCUGGAUGACCUGAUGUUGAAGAUUGGAGAUUUUGGACUGGCUAGAGUGGUGGAUCCUGCUUACUCUCACAGGGGUUACCUGACAGACCGUGUGGGCACCUGCUGGUAUCGUGCCCCUGAGCUGAUCCUCACCCCCAGGGACUACAGCCAGGCCAUUGAUAUGUGGGGGGUGGGGUGUAUCCUGGCUGAGAUGCUCACCGGUCAGCCGCUGUUUCCUGGGGCUCAGGAGAUGGAGCAAAUGGGCCACAUCCUGGACACUGUGCCACUGACGGACAAUGAGUGGAACCGCGUCACCCAAAUCUUACCCAGCAGCAUCAUGAAGAAAUACACCCGCUUCCCCAAGAGGACUUUGAGAACCCAGUUUCCUGGUCUGGAGACCCAGGCCACGGAGAUGUUAGAGAGUAUGUUGAAAUUCUCCCCGUGCUCCCGUACGUCCGCAGAGAUGGCAUUGGGCCACCCAUACCUGGAGCAGUAUGCCUGCCUUGAGGACGAACCUGUUGUCUGUAGGCCCUUUCGUAUUGAGCAUGAGGUAGAUGACUUGUCUGUGGAAACGUUGCGCCACCUGAUUCUCAGCGAGGGUAAAAUGCCUGCACUGGGCUGUGGCUCCCAGAAUCCCCCAAUGGCUGCCUCGCUGAAACACCCUGACCAUGAGCCCAUAACCGUACCUGGUAACACAAGCGAGACUUUUCCACGGGCGAGUAGUUCACCUCCUGGCAGUGCAGCUUCCAGGGCUACAGAAACUGGAGCAAUCAUCAAUCCGGUGGAUGGUGUGAGUGAUAGACUUAUGCCCCCUGCCAGUUUCAAUAAUGAUGUGGUCAAAGCAAAGAACAGCCAGCCAGAAAGCAAAGUGUCAAAGGAGAGUUUAUUCAUUGAUGUGAGUGAUUUUGAGAAUGCUAAAGAGUUCUGCCAGCCUUCCCCUAAAGAGAGGGCAGACAGAAUAAACUGCCAGCACAAAAUAGACCAGCAAUUACCUGACAAGAACAGCCUGGCGAUGUCCGUGAAACUGAAGGACAGAGUGAAUGCACAGCGUCGUGGCAAACCUCACUUCACCGACCUGUCAGAUUACGAAAUUCCUCCCCCGAAUACCAGACUUGCUGAUCCGGCUCUGGACCCAUCAAAUUUCAUUAAUGACCGAAAUACGUUUCGUGGACUGGAGGGAGCAAAAUUUGAUGAAUGUCAGAAAGGUGGUGAUCGCAAUAUUUUGAAAUCUCCAGAUGACUUUUGUGUAGGAUACAAGGAAAAAUCACAUUCAAAAGAAUCACUGUUCAAAAAGCAAAUGGCAAGACAGAAAAAGGGCAAGCAAAAAUCUGUGACAAACCGUGAUUUUGACAGUCUUUAUCGGCUUCCCACUGAGCAUCUUUGCCGUCAUAGGAGACGAACGGAUGAUCGCUUACUGCCGAAAAGACCUCAUCAGGAAAUUAAUAUCGAAAAUCAUGUGAAGUUACGAGAAGAAUUAAAUGAGCGUUUACGGUUCGCUGAAAUGGAACGUGAUCAUUUCCGUGGUGCUGUGGGCGGCACUUGUACGCUGGACGACAUAUCUCCACCCAUUGGUCAGAUUUCCUUGGAAGUGGAAAACAUUGAAUAUUCUGACCUACACUUCAGGGAAAGUAAACAUUCAGGUCGAACUUUCACUCGCAAAAGUAUAAUGAACAAAGGGAGGCGAGACAGCAGUUCUUCCAGUGAUGAUCAACGGUAUGAAGGCUGAAAACAGUGAUACAGAUAGUGUGAUUUAUUUAUUGUUGUUGUAUGGUUGAGGGAACCUGUAACCUGUAUAUGACAUUUAUCAUAGAUGCUGACAAGAACAAUCCUCUGCUAUCAUGGUGUCAUUAUGUACUUAGUGAUCUACAGUCUCUAUCAUGGUUAGAAAACAUUAAUCAGAACAAUUUAAUAACAAUUUCUUUAGUUGCAAAAAAAAUUGCCCUUUUCUGUUCUUUUUCCAUUUUUUCUUUUCUUUUCUGUUUUGUUUUAUGUAAUUGUGUAUUAUGCUUUUUUCCUUUUUUCCUGGCAAGUGUAUGAUUUUGGUGUGCACACUACAAAUCUCCUGGUUUUUUUGUUAAUAUAAAUCCUACUA